Messenger RNA from Camellia sinensis, 912 nucleotides. The record is from RefSeq and is a predicted model, not a curated record. Lineage: Eukaryota; Viridiplantae; Streptophyta; Magnoliopsida; Ericales; Theaceae.
AUGCAGAUAGCAGUGAAAAGGCUGAAGGCAAUGAGUGCAAAGGCAGAAAUAGUGGAAGUGGAGGUACUUGGGAGGGUUAGACACAAAAAUUUGUUGGGAUUGUGGGGUUUCUAUGCUGGUGGUGAAGAGAGGCUUAUUGUCUAUGAUUAUAUGCCUAACCACAGUUUGAUCACUCAUCUCCAUGGUCAGCUUGCUGCUGAUUGUUUGUUAGAUUGGCCACGUCGAAUGACCAUUGCCAUUGGAUCUGCCGAGGGACUUGCUUACUGCUAUCAACAGUCUAAUGGACGCAACUCUAGAAAUGAUUUGAAGAAAGUUUCGAUCCCAACCAACGACGCCGUUCUUUCGGAGAUAAAAGUCGCGUUGAAAUACUUCGGCCGUCCAAGCCUUCAGAAACAAGGGAGGACGGCCCAUAUUCUGCUUAAAUACGAGCUGACGUACACGACUUUCUCGGCAGCAGAAAACAUCCUGAUUCCAAGGGGCGAGGAGUUUCCAACAGCUCUUAUUUUGACCAACUUCAGAAACUUGCGCCAAAUCGGCGUCGAAGGAUCCGACUCGAAGCGUGCGGAAGUUGAGGUCGCUGAAGAAUCUGUCCAAUCUGAGGCCGAAGUAGACGAGGCUUUAAAGGUAGCCUUUGAAGAAGCCAGCCUCAAUUCAGCUAACUCUCUAUCCACCUUGGGUAGAGGGGAAGUUUACGAUGACAUCUUUAUCGGACUAGAAGAUCUUCCUGGCGCGUACCCUGAAGAUAUGGCCAGGUUGUCACUCACACAACUCACUAAAAAGGCAAAUACCGAACGAAUGACCGCGUGGCGGAGAGUAGAGGCCAUUCAAGUAGAGGCCAAUCGAUCCGAGGUGCCGCCCGUCACAGAUGUUGAGCCGCCCAUGCCUGUUAUUGAGGAGACGGUUCAAAUAUGA